CUCAACAUCACCCCGGAGCAGUUCUCCCGGCUGCUGCGGGACCACAACCUGACCCGCGAGCGGUUCAUCGCGCUGUACGGGCUGCGGCCGCUCGUCUCGGUCCCCGAGCUGCCGGCGCGCGCCAAGCUGGCCCUGGUGCUGGCCGGCGGGCUCAUCUUCGCGCUCGCGCUCCUGGGCAACGCGCUGGUGGUCUACGUGGUGGCCCGCAGCCGCGCCCUGCGCACCGUCACCAACAUCUUCAUCUGCUCCCUGGCGCUCAGCGACCUGCUCAUCGCCUUCUUCUGCAUCCCGGUCACCAUGCUCCAGAACGUCUCGGACACCUGGCUGGGGGGUGCAUUUGUCUGCAAGAUGGUGCCAUUCGCCCAGUCCACAGCUGUGGUGACUGAGAUCCUUACCAUGACCUGCAUCGCCGUGGAGCGGCACCAUGGGCUCGUGCACCCCUUCCGCAUGAAGUGGGGGUACACCAACCGCAGGGCAUUCACCAUGCUAGGUGUCGUCUGGCUGGUGGCCAUCAUCGUUGGAUACCCCAUGUGGCAUGUGCAGCGACUUGAGAUCAAGUAUGACUUCUUAUACGAAAAACACCACGUGUGCUGCUUGGAAGAGUGGGCCAGCCCUGUGCACCGGAAAGUGUACACCACCUUCAUCCUUGUCACCCUCUUUCUCCUGCCUCUGCUGGUGAUGCUCAGCCUAUACAGCAAAAUCGGCUAUGAACUCUGGGUCAAUAGGAGAGUGGGGGAUAGCUCGGCGCUUCGAACCAUCCAUGGGAAAGAGGUGUCAAAAAUAGGCAGGAAGAAGAAGCGGGCUGUCAUCAUGAUGGUGACAGUGGUGGCCCUCUUCGCGUUGUGCUGGGCUCCUUUCCACAUCGUGCACAUGAUGAUGGAGUACAGCAAUUUUGAACAGGAAUAUGACGAGGUCACGAUCAAGAUGGUUUUUGCCACUGUGCAGAUAAUUGGGUUUGCCAACUCCAUCUGCAACCCCAUGGUCUAUGCGUUUAUGAAUGAAAACUUCAAAAGCACCUUCUUAUCCAUCGUUUGUUACUGCACUGUGAGGGAGGCCCUCUCUCCGGCACGAAGACGUGGAAACUUGGUAAUGGCCAUGACGCAGAAGAGAGCCGUGUUUGGCCAGAGAGAGAACGCGGUGGAGGAGACCAAGGGAGAGGCUUUCAGCGACGGCAACAUCGAAGUCAAGAUGUGCAACCUGCCAGAGGAGAAGCAGCACCCCAAAUGAGCUCCCCGAUCUCGUCCUGAACUCCUGAGAAUUCUGCUGUGGGCAUUCAUUUUCACAGUGUCUCCAUGAUUAAUGUCAUUCACAUCUUAAUCUGAAAGUUAUUUUGCGCAAAGGUCAAAGACUUUUUUCCUUCAUAGAAUGAAGAAAAGGAGGAACCUUAAGUUCCUUUUUCAUAGAAAUUUGA
Miniopterus natalensis is the source of this 1411-nucleotide messenger RNA. RefSeq names its product pyroglutamylated RFamide peptide receptor (gene QRFPR). Gene Ontology annotation, cellular component: plasma membrane. Gene Ontology annotation, biological process: G protein-coupled receptor signaling pathway. The record is from RefSeq and is a predicted model, not a curated record. NCBI's taxonomy places the organism in Eukaryota, Metazoa, Chordata, Mammalia, Chiroptera, Miniopteridae. Gene Ontology annotation, molecular function: neuropeptide Y receptor activity.